AUGGUGGAAGUUACAAGAAACCAAGUGAAGAACUUUAAAACUAUUGAUGCUGCCCAGAAUAGAAUGAAUUGUCUCAUCCACAAGGCUGGGCGCCACCUGCAGCCGGAGACCAAAAGGAAACGGCAUCCUCCAGCCCGUAGCAACGGUUUCUAUGUACAGCGCGACCAGAGAGGACAGCGGGCUCAGGGCCUGUCCGCGAUCCCGGAGCUUCUACAGCCAGCCCGCAGCGAACUAGUGGCCGCCACCGGAGACCUUGCCCCAACACCGGCCAACUUCAGCCCCGAGAAACAAAAGCCGAGCAUCCCUGGGGACGAGGCCGCGGCUCCUCGGCGGCGCUCGGGCGGCUGCCGCCCACACAUCCCCGCCCGGCGCGUCGGCGCGGUGGGCGCGGCCGCGCCGGGGCCCCCAGGUGGGCGGGAGCGGGGACGCCAGGUGUGUGAGGGCGGCCGGCCCCUGGGCGUCCGCUGCCCCGCGCCCGCUCAGCUUCCCAGGGGCCGCGACGAGAGAGGCGCCCCGACGCGGUUCGCCUUCCUCUCGCUCUGGUUCCAGGCGACGCCGGCCCGUCCUCUUCCCGUCGGCGGCUUCCUGGGGCCCUGGGGCCGGCCUCCCUCCGCCAGCCCGGCCUGGGGGAGGUCCGCGGACCGACGAGCGGCCUGGCUGACGCCCCCGGGGAGACCGUCAACCGGCCACCCGCCGACGGCACCUCGGGCAGGACGCGACCGCGCAGCAGCUGACCCUGCGUGGCAAAGUGAGAAAUUUCCUUUAUCGGAAGCCUACGUAACGUUGGCGUCUAAGAACUCAAGAUUUACUGAUGAAACAGAGCUUUUGAAGAUGUCAGAAAGGCAUUCAGGUGAAGCCGGCACUGGAGCAGGAAAUGAGGUCGACUCUCCUAUUGUCAGGCUCAAGUCCUCCAGCUUUGGAGACCUUUGUUCCACAUCUUCUUUUCAAGAUAGUGGCUACAGUGAGCUGUUAAAAUCGUGCAGCUUUGAUAAUACAGAUAAAGAAUUAUUUGGAAAGAAAGAAAGAGGCUCAACAUUGAUCCACGAAUAUCCUGAAACUUCAAGUUUGGCCUUAACUCAUAGUUUAGAGUCUCCCACUCAAAGAAAGAGAUUUGUCUUCCUCAGGAAGGAAAAUGAUAAAACCCCAGACCUUUGUGAAACUCCUAAAGUCAGUGGAAAAAAACAUUUGCUGCGCAGAAGAUUGGACAUAUCUUUCUCUCUUCUAGACAGGGAUGUGGAAUCACAAAGCAGUUCCCUCGAAAGCAGUACAAGCCAAGUUCCCAAUUUAGAAAAAAAUAUUCCAAGCAGUGCUUCAGGUUUUCUAAGGCAAGAUACUUUUAGUUCUUUAGUUACUAGCACUUUGAGAACAGAAGAAGUAACUUCCAGCAGUCAAAAACUGAGACUUAAUUUUUCUCAACAGAAGACUUCCACAGUGGAUGAUUCCAAAGAUGACUGUGGCCUAUUUGAAGUUGAAUGUAUAUCUCCGAUUCAGGGCAGUAAUUUUAAAGACUCUAUCACACAUGACAUCAGUGACAGCAGUCUAUGUAUUAAUAAUGAGAAUACAUAUCCUGAACUUCUGGGCUCUUCUGUUGGUGGAACAAGCUGUAGAACAGAUGAGGACAUAUUUGUGACUCCAAUCAGUAAUCUUUUACCAAGUGUUAAAUUUAAUGCAAGUCGAAGAUUUUCUCCUUCAGCUGGAGUGAGACGCAAUAUUUCGACCCCUGAAGACAGCGGUUUCAACUCACUUUGCUUGGAUAAAUCAGAAGAUCCCCUAUCUGAGCAAGAGGGCUCUUUCCAAGAACUACUUCAGAAACAUAAGGGAACUCUCAAAGUCAGGGACACCAUAAAAAAGUCAAGGCGUCUUGGAAGAUUGAGAAGACUGUCCACCCUUCGGGAGCAAGGCUCACAAUCUGAGACAGAAGAAGAAAACCAGACCUACCUCUCUAGCUCUGAAUCAACACCAGCGACCGCUUCAGACAUUUCAGAGAGCCAACAAAGCAGUGACAAUAAGAGUGAAGAUUUAAGCUUUAAGAAUUUAUCAAAGACCCCAGCCUUGCAAUUAGUGCAUGAGCUUUUUAUGAAAAGCAAAAGGAAAAGAUUCCAGCAAAACGGUGCACAUGAAUUGUUAGAAGAAAGGGACGGGGGGAAAAUAGCUGUACUACAGCGUGUACUUGCAGGACUGAUUGGCAAGAAAAUGGGUAUAGAAAAGCUGGACAUCUUAACAGAAUUAAAGUACAGAAAUCUAAAGCAUGUUCUUGCUAUGGUUUUAGAUUCCUUGACUGCAGAAAGCCUAUGUAGUGUUUGGAAAGUGAGCAGAAAUUGGCGCGAAAUUAUUGUUCAAGAUAAAAAAGCAAAUCGAAGGAGGAAAUUACAUAUCACACAACUGAAAACAAAUUCUGAGGGAGCUGUAUUAAAUGUUGAGGAUGCCGCCACUCGGCUCCAUCUGUUAAAUCGAUCAGCUUUAAGGUCUGUGCAAGCACAGGCUAGGACACCAGGUUUUCAGAAAGAACAAGCUUCAACAUUUUCUCCUUGGGGAGAAGUUUUGACACCUAUAGCAAGCUCUUCUGUUACUCACUUAAGUAGUAGUAAACAGGAAGAAUAUGUCAAGGUUGCCAAAACACUUUUUAUUGAUGAAGCGUUAAAACCUUGCCCAAGGUGCCAGUCCCCUGCUAAGUACCAGCCUUAUAAGAAAAGGGGGCUAUGUAGCCGCACAGCCUGUGGCUUUGACUUUUGUGUGCUAUGUUUGUGUGCUUAUCAUGGGUCUGAAGAAUGUAGUAGAGGAGCAGCAAAGCCAAGAAAUAGAAAAGAUGUUCUUCCAGGAAGUGCCCAGAGUAAGCGGAAUUUAAAACGCCUCUAA
Messenger RNA from Budorcas taxicolor (takin), 2856 nucleotides. It is a transcript of the gene FBXO43, whose product is annotated as F-box protein 43. Gene Ontology annotation, molecular function: zinc ion binding. The record is from RefSeq and is a predicted model, not a curated record. Gene Ontology annotation, biological process: regulation of mitotic nuclear division; negative regulation of meiotic nuclear division. Gene Ontology annotation, cellular component: nucleus. Lineage: Eukaryota; Metazoa; Chordata; Mammalia; Artiodactyla; Bovidae.